This is a messenger RNA of Ceratina calcarata, 605 nucleotides long. RefSeq lists its product as uncharacterized. The record is from RefSeq and is a predicted model, not a curated record. Bases 60 to 605 code for a protein of 181 amino acids. The transcript has 5 exons. NCBI's taxonomy places the organism in Eukaryota, Metazoa, Arthropoda, Insecta, Hymenoptera, Apidae.
GUCAUUCCGAACAGUUACAAUGAUCUGAACAGGAAGAAGUGCUCUAACACUCUGGAACGAUGGGAUCUAAUAAUUUGUGUCUAUUUUUAGUUAUCUGUGCGACGUUUUUGUCAGUUGACAAGGUCACAGGAUACGAUAUAGCACCUGCUGUGGAGGACAAAGCAGAAUGCUUUCUGUAUCGUUGGGUCGCCUGGGAUAACAUUGAUAAAACCAACUGUACAGGCCGUAAAAAUGUCCCUUGCAUCGAACCUCUGAUCAAUUCAACUGACACAUUACCAAACUCGACGGAUCUAUGGGUGAAUCGUGAUAAAAAUCCUGAAAACUACUUUUGUACUGGCGAGGCUGGCAAUAGCUGCGUGAAAUAUACGUAUUUCUACGACAACAAUGUUGUUAACACUUCGUCGUUCUGUGGGAAAGUGAUAGAGGAUAAUUCGGUUCCAGUGGUAUCGGGAUGCUAUCAACAAAACGUGAAUGGGUUCGUGAUUGAAGUGUGUGUCUGCCCGCCGCGACUGAAUCAGGAACCAUGCAACACCUCGCCGGAUAUAAAAUAUUCUAUUAGCUUGAUUGCUCUAACGGUUCUGUUCAUGCUCGUCAGUUACGUUUAA